Messenger RNA from Pisolithus orientalis, 1288 nucleotides. RefSeq lists its product as uncharacterized. The transcript is spliced from 3 exons. Lineage: Eukaryota; Fungi; Basidiomycota; Agaricomycetes; Boletales; Pisolithaceae. The coding region runs from base 168 to 1139 and encodes 323 amino acids. The record is from RefSeq and is a predicted model, not a curated record.
GAUGGUCGUUCGAAGCAACAGCGAGCCUUCGAUCGAGGAGAGACAUUGUAGAAUCACAUGCUGAGCUCGACGGAAAACCCGGUGUCUGCGGUGGAGUACAGUGGCAUACGAGGAGAUACAGGGGACCAAAGAGUCGAAGUUGCACGAGGCAACUCGACAGUACUACUAUGAAUGUAGACAAGCAGUGUAGCCAUGUACCGAAGUUCGUGACGAGGGAGUGCCUGGCAGAACAACGACGGCACCCACGAAGCAUCCGAGUCACACAGAGCGAGCACAGCAGCUCGACAUUCAGUUUUUACUUUGAGCCGCUUUACUUACGACUGCUUUAUUCUAGAAUACACGAAGGACUACGAAGUGCAGGCGAAGUUUUAAGUCACCUCGAUGCGGAUCAACUGCCAGAUAAACAAAGUAGCACUCGACGGGUUCGAAGCGACAUGAAUUCACACCCAGAGCCCGAGCGCUCUUCGUUUCCUUUCAUUUUUGUGACAAGUUACUUACGAAUGUUUAGUGUUAGGGUAUUCAACGAGUGCGAACACGAACGGUCAGCUAUGAUUGAAGGAGACUACCGAGUUGCGAAGACAAGCAUCAACUACGAUAGCUUCUUGGGGCUGGUGUCGAAUGAAGCAGAGGCAGAGUCCCUCGAAGAUGGAGGGGAGAACCGCGCAUGCCAUGAAAGGUCGCUAUGGGAGCGAUAUGUAGAGCUGGGACGAGCGCGACGGGGUGCGAACCCGAGGAUGGCUGCACGGGAAGAGAAGCUCAGCAAAGGAGCCCGCAGAGUCCCUAGUGCAAAGGCAAAAAGGAUCGACAGGGAUGGACAGUUCGAAGCUGUUCGUCAGCACUUAGUACCAAGACUUUGUCCACCCGAAAGCGAGCAAGGAGGCCGACAGUGGAGGUCGAACGAAGUUAGUGACUGCACCCAUCGGAGUCGAAGACCUAUCUUCGAAGCAGGUUUGAGGGUCUACAGACUUAAGGUGACAGCUUUUGUUAUAGUUCGAACGUGUGCUACUUCGAGAUGUUUUGUUUCUAGCAGUGAACAAGUAGCAAACGAAGACGGACGACUUGAAGUCGCUCGGCGACACUUAGCGCAAGGGCUUCGGCCACCAGACGAAGCACCAGAUGGAGUUCCAGGCGAAGUGUGAGAAGUCAAGCAUGUGCGUGUGCAGAGAGUCGAGGGUACGAGAGCGAGAGGAUGGUAUAGCGAAAGCCACGGUGAGCGUAUCGACAUAUAGAUUCCCUUAAUACCAGUCUUGCUUUGUGCGACGUCGUUCAACCGAGUCGCACUAGUCCU